AUGACCAAUGUUUGUUGCUGGAUUGCCACGCACGGAGAAGAGCAGCGGUGGGGCAAUGUGCUUACUGGCAGAUACCAGACAGACUGGAAUUGCGCUUCGCUUGAGUGUUUGCAAGAUGAUGGUUUGCAACCUUUGAGGGCAGAUGAAUUUGGCCAAGCCUUGAGUCAUGACAUGAUUGUUGGGGUGGCGCAGAUAAAAGCAGACAUGAUCUACCACGCACUUGCAUUGUUGGAUGCGGGACAGAGGAAGCAGUAUCAGUUUUGGCAAUCUGUUUUUGGGGGCGACUGCCUGCAGAAUGCUUUGUAUUACUUUGGCGUCAGCAACUUCAUUCGUUUCCGAAUGCCUGUUAAACUUCCAGUGACGGAGCACCGCAGAUUGGUCACUUUUUUUGCUCACCUGGAUAUCUAUUCGCCUGGAAGCCUUAUUCAACAAUUAGAAAGUGAAGGGAACGAGAUUCCUGAGUGGCUGACUGCAGACGACUACUUGGUUGUGCGGUUGCCAGGGGCUGCAGCGCUGCAGAUUGCAAGACAGAGAUGGUCUUCUUUUGCGUUGCCAGACCCAUCUCGUGAGAACUUGAUUUCAGUAGGUGUUCGUGUGCGCAAGAGGAUGAUAGGGUGGAAAUUCAUUUCCAAGUUGGCAAAUGAUUUUGUUUUGGCGCCAGAGCAUCGUGACGAGCCUCCAGGACAGGGCCGUUUCAGUGCAGAGUUUGCAGGGGAGGUAGCAGAAGUCAUCCGGGUUCUUGUUGCUGGUUCUCAGGGUGGGGCAAUGAUGGCCAUCAAUGCUGAUUUCUUGCAGAAGUGUUCACGUGCCGCGUUUUUGCUGCAGCAGCUUCAUGAUGACAUGGACUUGGCCACCAUGAGCCGACGCAUUGUUCAGUCUCGUGGGAAAGUGUGCACAGCCCGGUUGCCUUACCGGGCCAGCUUUAUCAUUCAAUGUUUGCUUUUGAGCGGUUUCUUGCGAGAUAGCUCGGACUUGCAAGAAGUUGUGAUCAGGGCAGUUCGUCUUGUUUUGCCAGAGACCUUGGGCCACGCUGUCUUGCAAUCUUUGGAAGGCUCAGAUAGUGCUUCAGGCCAGAAAUUGAAAUUACCCAGUGCUGCAAAGGUUUCCAGAGCCCGUUUUGCAGCAGACGUUGCUUACAUGUUGCACUGCAGGAACAUGAACCAAGAGGCUGAAAGAGCCGGUGGACUCACCAGGUAUGUCAUGGUUGAUUCAUCUGUUCAGGGCCACUACGAUUUUGAGCUCAUCCGUGUAACGAGUUUGCGCACCAACCAGCUUGGUGAAAUGUUUUCGUUGGCCUUACAACUUUGCAGUUUGUGGAAUGAUGAAAGCAGCGUAUCAGAAAUGAUUGCCAAAGCUUUGGUAGAAGAGACGGAACUGCAUGCUUUGUUGCAAACAGGUAUUGAUGUUCAACAGUUGCCUGCAGUAGUUGUUGGCAGCGGACACGCUACGCUCUAUCACAAACUGCACGCAACAAUGCAUGCCAUGUGGUUGCACACAGGUUCGGCAUUGAGGCUUGAAACGUACACCCGGUCCAUUUUCGCGAUCAUCAGUGACCAGGGGACCGAAUUCUCUUUACACAGAAUCCAGCCCAUGCUGGUGAGGGAACUUUUCCCGUGGAUUCCGCAUGCAAACGCAGCGCCCAACGAACAUGAUUGGGCACCUUGUUUAGCAGAUGAGAUGGAGAUGGGCGCCAAAGUAGACUUGUCAAAUUCCAACGGAAUCGCUGGCUUGUUACACAUCAUGCACAAUUCGACCAUGGACCUGGGUCGUUCAAUGGUUACUUUUGAUGAGACCGUGAAAAGUAUGAGCCAUCUUUCGAAGAUGCUUUCCAGAAAAGAUCCCAAGGCCAGACUUCUGCAAGCGUGUUUUUCGGAUCAUAUCGGACGUCACCUCCAAACAGAGAUCAAAGCAUUUCGUGCAAAACUUAAUGUUUCUCGUUGGGGCAGCAUUGCAGCUUGCGUUCUUGAACUUCUGAAGGUAGAAAAUGCUCUGCGGUAUGCGUGGGACCUGUCAAAGUACAAGCGUGUUACUCAGGCUGCAGAGCGAGAACAGCAGCACAGCAACAGUAUAGAUCUCACUGUUGUAGACUCCGCUAUAACCUCUCCAGAUUUUUGGGCCAGUCUCAGGAUGAUGGAGAGCAUAGCCACAGUUGUUCAGGGUUGCCUUGUAUGGAUUGAAUCAUGCCCGUGCCAUUACCCACUUCCCCAUAAAGAAUUUCCGAAAAAGGUUCGGGCCUUGUGGGCAAAGUGCCCCGUAAGAGGCUGCAGGGCUCCCGAAUUAGCUCAUGGGGAACUCCAGCAUACUUUGCGUGAGCUGAGCACAGCAUGCGCUUCACAGUUGCUUGCCCAACUUCCCAAUGACAUCACUGCAGAAUCCCGUGCUUUGUUUUUACAAGAUUUUGAGCGCGGCAGAUCCCACAUAGUCUUCAUUGUGAACUUGCGUUUAGACCAUUGGAGGCAGGCGCCGUGGUGUGUCUUCGGUUGUGCUCACCCAGACACUGAGAAAUCCAAAGCAUGCAUUGAGCGAUGCCUGCGGUUGCCAGCUGACAAUAAAUUGGUGCAGGAGUUGCAGGCUCCUGAUAUGCGGGAGGACAUCCAAAAGUAUCUUGCUGGGGAGGAGUUGGCUCAGCUUUCCACGCUGAGGAAUUUUCUGGGCAAACUGUACUUUUGUCCCAUUGCAGAACGUGCCAUUGAAGGAGAGCAUGCGCAGGUUCACAAGAAGAUUGCCCUUGCUCGGAACCACACUGCAGCCUACGUGAGCCUGGGCCGGAGAGUCAAAAGCAUUCGUGAUGGCAUUGAUGCUGAGCCUAGCAUGCUGAGUCAGAUGGCAUCGUAUUACGACCAAGUGCAUUCUCCUGCUAGGGCUCUUAAAGCUCUUGGUUUGCAGCACCACCCGUCAGCUGCACUCAUAUCGCAUUACAGAGACCCCCUUCAUUCAAAGAUUGUGUACCAUUGUGACCCGGGUACAAUGUUCAAAGCAGGGGUUGAGUUGUCUACAGGGGAUCCGCCUAGUGCACCACGCGCUUUGCUUGCUCCUCCGUCCGAGUCAGCAGGUUCAGAAUUGCCAGGGCCACAGCCACAGCCACAGCCACAGCCACAGCCACCACCAGUUUCAGAUGACAAGUCCAAGAGUGAGCCUGCGUCAGGGUCCACGUCAGCACCUAGCCAGUUGCAACUUGUGCCAUUGCGUAGGGUUGUUGGCAAACAGUCAGCAUCAGCCUCAUCAUCCGGCCCCAUGUCAGUUCAGCCCAGCUCUCGAGAUUUGCAGUUGGAGGAAAGUGCGGCAGCGUCUUUAGAGCUCUUGCCUCCGCAGAAGAGUGAGAGCGAUUCACAUUGGUUGAAGCGGUACAUCCUUCAGGCUUUGUUUGCGCUCCUGGAAGAUGGUUCAGGUCCUGUGGACAGCAUCUAUUCCAUGCCUUUCUGUGCAGAUGCCAUGCGAAGCCUGAGCUUUGUGACUAGUUUGGAACAUGAGUCUGAUCGUCGUGCUGCUGAUGCAUCUGUGGACUUGGAUUCCAUGUCUUUGCGAGGGCAUGUUUUCCUGCAGGUUGUUCGCAAAGCAGUGGGCCAGGUCAGAACGCCUUCCAGCUUAGGUUUGAAGCAAACGGAUUGGGCAGUAUCAUUUCUGAAAGUCAAUCGUGUUCGUAAGGUAGGGCCUUCUGAUUGGGAGGUGGAGGUCAAUGCUUCACCUAUGUGUCUGACAAGCCUGGACUAUGCAUCAACACCUAUCAUUCUGUCUUUGGAAGCAUUGCCCUUGGAUAGCUUGAUCGGUUUGCGCCUGUGGAAGCAGAAGCCGCGUUUGUCUUACAAGCUCAGUGUGCCAGGUGAGACCAACAACAGCUUGUUUUCCAGUACGGCCUGCCUUGAGUUGAUGGAAACUAUGCUAGUCAAGGAUGGUGUUGCGUUGUCCGGACAUGACCCUUUGUUCCAGGAAAAAACCGAGGUGUUGGAGACGCUUCUUGCAAGGGAUAUGGUCUCUCGCGGUGAGGGUCAGGGCUGGUCUUUCACUUUGAAGGGCCACAACUGCAUACAGGUGAGCACUGUCUUGGUCGGCCUACAGCGUCUUGUCAGGGUGCGUGAGAGCAUUCCUGUGCGGGAUAAAGAAAUCAUGGAGCUCCUUCUGAUUCUGCGUGAACAGGGCUGGCAGCAUCAAGCCUUAAGUUCCAAGAAAAUGCUUCCAGACAAUUCUGAUUAUGUUGCUGGCACUUCCCCGAAAAUCUGGUUUUCGCUGACUUCGCAAGCGCUGCUUUUUCAGGAGUAUUUGUUGUGCCUCAUUGAGUCUGCCACGCACAUGAAGCCUGUUCCUCAUUUGAAGCCUGUUUCCACUUAUCGUGAAAUCUUGGGUCUUGAGGUCAAAGCAGUGUCCAAGCGCAAGCGGGAGCCACUCAUGUUUCUGUCGGAUGAGCAUGUGUGGGUUGAUGAUCAAAUGCUUGUUCCAGUGAAAGUCGCACGCAAGCGAACCCCAAAGGUCCCACGUAGCUCUGUGCCGGCUUUAGCGGAUGUGGUCGAGGAGGAAGAGCAGGAGCAAGACUUGGGCGACGAUGAGGUUGACAGUCUCUCUGUAGAUUCGCAGCAGGGGCAUCCUCAGGUUUGUGACGCAGAGGCGCCCAUGCCAGCAGUGCCAGCUGCUGAGCGUGGGGAGGUUGUGCAUGGUGAUGCGCGUGAAGAGUCUCGCCACUCUUGCAGCAAUGAUAGUAGCUCCUCCUCAUCUUCUGGGUCUAGUAGUAGUGAGAGCGAUAAUGAUAAUGGGAAAGGGUCUUCAAGUUCAUCUUCCAGUUCUUCCAGCAGCUCAGAGAACAACUCUGGAAGGGAUGAGACUGAGAGGGCAGCAGGCGUCCGCAGAAGAGGCUUUUCGCGGCAGCAUGGCACCAGCAUCAUGUGGGGUGUGUUCCGCAUUACCCCCCACUAA
Symbiodinium pilosum is the source of this 4905-nucleotide messenger RNA. The record is from the annotation of a GenBank genome assembly. Lineage: Eukaryota; Dinophyceae; Suessiales; Symbiodiniaceae.